Penicillium mononematosum is the source of this 1626-nucleotide messenger RNA. Its product is annotated as GNL3/Grn1 family GTP-binding protein. Lineage: Eukaryota; Fungi; Ascomycota; Eurotiomycetes; Eurotiales; Aspergillaceae. The coding region runs from base 1 to 1626 and encodes 541 amino acids. Gene Ontology annotation, molecular function: GTP binding. Gene Ontology annotation, cellular component: nucleolus. The record is from RefSeq and is a predicted model, not a curated record. The transcript has 3 exons.
AUGGUUACUAAGAGUGGCUUCGGCAAGACUUCCAAGCGGGUUCCCGUCCGCCUUAGACAUAAGAUCGAAAAGUCUGCCGUUCAGAAGCAGAGAAAGCAAAGAAAGCUCGCAAAAAAGAACCCCGAAUGGCGGUCAAAGAUCAAGAAGGACCCGGGCAUUCCCAAUCUUUUCCCCAACAAGGAUAAGCUCCUCCAUGACAUCGAAGAGCGGAAGCGCAUGAAGGCCGAGGAGCAACAGCGUAUUCGCGAGGAGGCACGAGCCCGCAAGGCUGAAGGCCUGCCCGCGAAGGCUGGCACUGAGGCUGUUGAUAUCGACGAGAACGACAUGAUGGAUGAUGAUAUGGAUGCCGAGGGCAACGAUUCGAAUCCGAUGGCUGCUCUUCUCGCGUCAGCACGCGCCCGUGCCGUGGAGUAUGACGAUAACCAAAGCGAGGACGAGGACAUGGAGGAAGAUGAAGACGACGACGAUGAGAUGGACGAGGAUGAUGAGGAGGGCGGCGCAACUAUUGAUGAAUCUGCCCCGCCAUUGGUCAAUUCAAAGUCUUACUCAAAGGAGAGCUCACGACGCCAAUUCGACAAGGUGUUCAAGCAGGUCACCGACAACGCCGAUGUCGUGCUUUACGUGCUCGAUGCCCGUGACCCCGAGGGCACCCGCUCUAAGGAUAUUGAGCGCGAAAUUAUGAUGGCAGAUGGUGGCAAUAAGCGGUUGAUUCUUAUUCUGAACAAGAUCGAUCUGGUUCCACCCCCAGUGCUCAAGGGCUGGUUGCUUCACUUGCGCCGCUCCUUCCCCACUCUCCCCCUUAAGGCAUCCAGCGGUACCACUGCCAACGCACACAGCUUCGACCACAAGCAGUUGACAGUCAAGGGUACUUCGGAUACGCUCUUCCGUGCCCUCAAGUCAUACGCUGGCGCCAAGCAGUUGAAGCGAGCCAUCUCUGUCGGUGUCAUUGGAUACCCCAAUGUGGGCAAGUCGUCCGUUAUCAACGCACUCACUGCACGUCUGAACAAGGGCUCGAGCAACGCAUGCCCGACAGGCGCCGAGGCUGGCGUCACCACUAGCCUGCGCCAGGUCAAGCUGGACAGCAAGCUCAAGCUGAUUGACUCGCCUGGAAUCGUCUUCCCCAGCUCCAGUGAUAAGUCUGGCAAGAAGAACAAGAAGCAAGAAGAGCAGGCGCGUCUGAUUCUCCUCAACGCUGUACCACCCAAGCAGAUCGAGGAUCCCAUUCCCGCAGUCAACCUCCUGAUGAAGCGUCUAUCCUCAUCGGAGAACCUCCUCGCCAAGAUGCUCGAGUUGUACGGCAUCACCGCACUCUUCCCCACAAAUGGCGACAAGACCACCGACUUCUUGGUCCAGGUGGCCCGCAAGCGCGGCCGUCUCGGGAAGCGUGGUGUGCCCAACAUCGAGAGCGCUGCUAUGACCGUUAUCAACGACUGGAGAGAUGGCCGCAUCCAAGGCUGGGCCAAUGCACCCGUGCUUCCUGUGGUCUCGGCGGAUGCUCCUGCCGGCAAUGUUGAGGCUGGCGUCGACACGACAAAGGUCGCGGUCGUCACCGAGUGGGCCAAGGAGUUCAGUAUCGAGGGUCUCUGGGGCAACGGACAAGGUGAUGACGAGGAGAUGGCCGAGUAA